Molecule: messenger RNA, 4329 nt
Organism: Photinus pyralis (common eastern firefly)
Lineage: Eukaryota; Metazoa; Arthropoda; Insecta; Coleoptera; Lampyridae
Product: putative neutral sphingomyelinase
Exons: 5
Coding region: 122-1303 (393 amino acids)
Cellular component (GO): cytoplasm
Molecular function (GO): sphingomyelin phosphodiesterase activity
Source: RefSeq, a predicted model, not a curated record
GUUGGCACGUUAGCCACAUCGAACCAAGGCGGUGGGAGACAAGUGACGAACACAAAUUUUCAAUUUUGUUGAUGGACUUCUUGAUCCAUUUAUUUACUUAUUAUUUGGUUUUACCUUUAUAAUGGAAAUUGAAUUUAAAGUUCUUACAUUAAACUGUUGGGGCAUCCCAUUUAUCUCGAAGGAUGUGCUACCCCGAAUGCGCUCAAUUGCCGAAUAUUUGGGGAAAUCUGAUUAUGAUGUGGUCUGCUUGCAGGAAGUAUGGGCCAUUGCAGAUUAUAAUUUAAUACGAGACGUAGUAGUGUCCACAUAUCCCUUCUCUCAUUAUUUUUAUAGUGGUGUCAUUGGUUCUGGAGUUUGUAUCUUUUCAAAAUAUUUAUUACAAGAUGUUUUCUUUCAUCAAUGGCCCUUAAAUGGUUACAUACACAAGAUUCAACAUGGAGAUUGGUUUGCAGGCAAAGGUAUAGCGAUGUGUAGGGUUAUUGUUAAGGGAUUUAGUGUUAACAUCUAUACAUCUCACUUACUGGCGGAAUAUAACAGAACAUGUGACGAAUAUGAAACUCAUCGUAUGCUACAAGUUUUCGAUACUGCUCAAUUUAUUCAGUUAACCUCUGGGGCUGCCGAUUUUAUUGUUUUAGCUGGUGAUCUUAACACCGAACCAGGGGAUCUACCUCACCGAUUGUUAAUGAGUAUGACCGGAUUUACCGAUGCCUUUAACGAAGCGGACAAGGAUGCUCAACAACCCUCCUACACAAAUGAAGGACCAGAUAAUUCGUACACAAACUUGACUUUAAUCAAGCAAAAGUAUCCCGGUAAACGUAUAGACUACAUUUUGUAUAAUUCCGGCUCAAAUACUUCAGUAGUUAUGAAAAGAUAUUGUCGUCCACUACCCAAUCGUGUACCAGGUUGCACCUACAGUUAUUCAGAUCAUGAAGCCCUAGCCGCCACUUUUCAAAUUUCCAAAACAGAAGGCACAACAAAAAAUCACGAUUUGAGGACACGCGCUAAGGUUUUAACCGAAUGUAUCGAUAACUGCAAUUCUGCACUUCAGAUAUUAGUCAAUCAUAAACGAGUCUAUUGGUUUCUCACUGCCGGCUUGCUUUUGCUUUUUAUAUCUACAAUUGCGAUGGAUACACCAUUUAAUCAACCAGUGCUAAUCCACAUAGUAAGAGUGGUUAUUACGAUUCUUCUGUUUUUUACUUUUAUAAUGGCAACCGCGUGGAAUAUGAUGGAAAAACACGCACUACUGGCCGGAAAGUUAGCGAUGGAGGUUUGUUUAAAACAAUCACCAGAAAAGGAUACUUAGUUAUGGCCUUUUAGUUGUUUUUUAUUUUAUUUGAAUUCAUUGGUUUUCAUAAAUGUUCCUAUAAUGCGAUUAUUUUGUAAUAAUGGCAUUUAUGCACUUGUGAUGAAUUUUUCUAGGUAUAAUAAUCUUAAAAAAGAUUUUAAAUUUUAUAUAAACCAAAAAGUGAAGAAAUGUUUCUUAAUUUAUUAGUAAUGUUAUACUGGGUUUAUUAACAAAGGGUAACGAUUUUUUCAAAAUUGGAAUCAUUCUUCUAAUUAGCACUUCCAUAAAUUCUAAAAUGUGGAUUAUACUCUGGUAACUUAUACAUACAGGUUGUCAGGGGCACAUGAAUAAUGCACCAACACCAACCAGUUUGGUAUAAAUCUCCUCUUCACUUACACAAACAACUUGAUAACGUUCAGAAUGUCAUGUACAUAAUAAUCACCACUUUAAAUUUAACGAAAUUGCAUACACAAAAGUGGGCUUUUAUCCGCAUAACAUUUUGAUUUUGCAUUAUUAUGCAAACUUGCGCACUUCAGUAUGUGCAGCAAAUGGUGAGUGGAAUAUACGGUGCCAGUGUUUUCUCAGAUUUCCAUUGGGCUCGUUCAUAAGACACAACAGUUACCGCUACGCUACCUCGUAGCGUAUCGGUAACAGUUGGGGGGUCUUAUGUCACGUUCCCUACUUUGACGUAUGUAGCGCUACUAAAAAUGGCCGACUGCUCCAUAAAGAGCGUAAAAGUAGCGACCUAAUUGUAAGACGUAUCAGUAACUGUUCCAGAACAGUUGUGUCUUAUGAACGCGCCCAUUGACCCAUUGUUUUGAGGAAAUAAUCUUGCUACUCAAAACUGGCUUAUACUGUGUAAAUAAAAAUGUUGUCAUCAUCGUGAACAACUUGUAUCAUGUUUAUAAAAUACCGCCACUCUUUGUAUUCUAAUGACGCCACACUGGUCGGCGGAGGGAGGGGGGAGGGCCAUAGUACUAAUAUAAUUUUUUAAAAACCUUUAUGGUAAAUUUCCUAUGUUACAUUCCUAGAAGCAAAGUUAGAUCACUAUGAAAUAAAAAUUUAAGAAAAAUUGUACUCUGUUGGUUGAUGUUGUUUUAUUGAUUGCAAGGGAUAAGGGGUGGGUUGAACAUAUUCACUUUCAACACAGUAAACGCUUAUAUCUUUACAGUAUCACACAUAAUUUGUAUUGGUAGAUUGUACAUUGCCCUCCAUAAAAGGAACAACUUCAUUCCGGUUUUUAUAUUGUAGAAAAAUCGACGGUUUUCAAAAUGUGACGUAAUAGACCAAUACACAACAGAAAGUAUGGGCGGUAGCGAUUGGGAACAAUUUAUUGACUUCAAAGAUACCUUGAAAUAAUCAAACAGUUUGACUCUCAAUUGUAAUAAGACAUGGCAUCGAUAAAUUGUUUCCGGUUGUACAAUGCCAUGUAUACAACGUGUUCCAUUUCAAAAAUUAAUACUCAUGUACGGUUUUGGUCAGAAGUAAUGUCCCUCGAUUAUCUCAAGUGUAGCACAUAAUUAAUAUACCGGAUCUCCUGUGAGAUUUGAGCUUCUUUUCAACAUGAGGAAAAUGCCUAAGAUUGGAAUGAAAUUGAACUAAAUCACGGAGAAACCGAGGGAGAAACUGACACAUUGGUACUUUUUCUACAGUUGCAGUUUCUAAGGGAGGACAUUACUUCUGACCAGUAAUUGUAAAUGAAUUUGUUUCCUUAUGGAGGCACUGUGUGUGUAGAUGAAUUUUUGUAUUUAAUACAAUUAUAAUAAUUUAUUGUAAAUAAUUUUUCUUUUCAUAUUUUAAACAGCAUAUUUAUAAUUGCUCAAAUAUCACUGUUUUUGCAUGAUAUUAAUUGUAAUUAAUGGGUAAGAAUCAAUUAUAUACACAGUUAUUAUUGAUCCUACAGCCAAUUGGUCAUAAUUAACUUACACAAGUGACACUGGCUUAUCUUUUAACAUAUGUUCAUUUCCCUUAUUUAUUUUCAAUAUAUUAUUUCUAUAGCAGAUUAGUACAUUGAGUGUAGUUUUAUGCAUUCAUCAUUUGUUUGAGUUUAACAAUUUUUAUCACAUCUGUGAUUGCUUGAUUAAAUCUCAUUUUGACCGCCACGUGAUUGUAUAAUGUGGUCUUAUGCAGAGUUUUAGUUAGUAAACUGUUAGAUUACCACAGAUUAGAUAGGUACAAAGCAGUCGUCCCAGUCCCAUUACUUUUCUGUUUCAAUUUUACGGGCGCAUAUGUGCAACAGUUCGACACAUAACUAUAUAUACUUUCAAAAAGACACCUUUUGCCUUUGCGCCCAAUUUAAUUUAAAUUACGGAAUCUGCGUUGGGAAGAUCUGAUAGAGUAACAUUUUUGGUGUCACAAACAUGGUGCCGACAUGAAGUGAAACGACUGCUUUAUAUGUAGACUGUGGUAUUACCAAAGAGUAACUCUUUGGUAUUACUUUGGUGGUUUGAACAGUGGAGGCUAGCGUUAAAAUAUAAUAAAACAAAUGAAACACAUCAAAUGCAUGUUGUGAUAUUUUGUACAGACGAAAUAUAAUUAUCUGAUUGUUAAAAAAAAAGUAUAUAGACAUACUUGCUCAAAAAUAAGUACACAUAAAUUACCAUGACAAUUUGAGGCUGCCUAAAGUAUGUUAAAUCAACUAUAAAUUUUAAUUUGGCUUAAGGAAUGGGAACACUUGGUGAUUUUAUAUGUGUAAAGUAUGAAUGGGCUAGGCUUUUGUUAACAUUUUGACUUAGUAUCUAAAUGUUUAAAACAAUUUGAAUUUCACUUUAGGAAUUUUACAGCCUUAAACGUUCAAACACUGAAAAAGUGUUGGAAAUGAUUUUUGAAAAAUUCAAAUUGUUUUGGAGUAUUAUUAUGAUUGACGCAGUAUUGAAGCUCAGUUCUGAAUAAUCUUUUACAGUUAAAAUUAUUAUUUACCUAUUGUAUAACUGAUCUCAAGAUGUCUAACCUGCUGUGUAGUCUGUGUUACGACUUUGGCUGUGAUAAGCCAUUAUAAUUGUUCACUGAGUGUAAAAAGUAUUAAAUAAAUAAAGUUAUCUAUG